Messenger RNA from Diaporthe citri, 897 nucleotides. RefSeq lists its product as uncharacterized. Lineage: Eukaryota; Fungi; Ascomycota; Sordariomycetes; Diaporthales; Diaporthaceae. The transcript has a single exon. The record is from RefSeq and is a predicted model, not a curated record. Bases 1 to 897 code for a protein of 298 amino acids.
AUGCACGCCCUUCACGCAACUCUUGUGACGCUUAUCCUGUCCAUCGUGGGCACCACCACAGCAGCCAGUGGCGAUGGCGUGCCCCAGGCGACCAAGUACAUCGACAGCAAUUCAAACAUCACAUUCCUUGGCUACGCCAACAAGGGUUAUCACUUCGGCAUGGCACUGCCCUCCGACCCCAAAGACGAUCUCAUCGUACAGCUCGUCUCGCCCCUGAAGGACGGAGGCGGUUGGGGCGGUAUCGACUUCGGCGCCUCCAUGACAGGCCCCCUAAUGGUCGUCGCCUGGCCCAACACGGCUAAGGCCAACACCGUAAUGAUCUCGCCCCGCGUCGCAACGGGCUACGAGAUCGACAACGGCGCCAACGCCUACAAUUCAAACCCCAUCACCAUCACUCAGAUCCCAGACGGCACCUUUGUCAACGACACGCACGUCUCGGCCACUUUCGUUUGCGGGGGCUGCCUGAACGCGGACUCGUUCGGCGCCGCCAACAAGACGGCUACCUUUGGCUAUGCCUACGCGUACGACCCCGUCGCGGACCCGGCGGACCCGGACACGAAGCUCUCGGACCACACGGCCAACGGGGAGCCGUACGGCGCCUUUGGCGUCACCGUCGCGCAGGCGCAGAGCGGCGAGUACUCCACCUGGGCUGCCAUGACGGGGUCCGCCGCGGCGGCGUCUGGGACGGCUGCAGCAGGUGCCUCGGCGACGGGCGGGGCCGGUGCGGCUGCUGAGACUGGGUCUUCCUCUUCGUCGUCGUCGUCCUCAUCAUCUGGAGGCGGAUCCUCUUCUUCUUCGUCAGACUAUUCCGAUGCUUCUGGCCUGAGUGGUGGUGCAAUUUUCGCGCUGGCGGGCGUUGGCCUGAUCUAUGUUCUGCAGGCAGUUCAGAUUCUUUGA